Messenger RNA from Gavialis gangeticus (Gharial), 1473 nucleotides. It is a transcript of the gene HMGB3, whose product is annotated as high mobility group box 3. Gene Ontology annotation, molecular function: DNA binding, bending. Gene Ontology annotation, biological process: regulation of transcription by RNA polymerase II. Gene Ontology annotation, cellular component: nucleus. The record is from RefSeq and is a predicted model, not a curated record. Bases 114 to 722 code for a protein of 202 amino acids. The transcript has 5 exons. Lineage: Eukaryota; Metazoa; Chordata; Crocodylia; Gavialidae.
AAUCAGGCCGCUCUCGUGGGCAGCCAACGCGAGGCUGAGCCGAGCGAGCGAGCGCGGACCGCGUCGUGCCCUGCGCUCAGCCUCCGCCGGCCGCCGAACAAUACAGAGUCAAGAUGGCUAAAGGUGACCCGAAGAAGCCGAAGGGAAAGAUGUCUGCUUAUGCCUUCUUUGUGCAGACCUGCCGUGAAGAACAUAAGAAAAAGAACCCAGAAGUCCCAGUCAACUUUGCAGAGUUUUCCAAGAAGUGCUCAGAGAGGUGGAAGACCAUGUCAAGCAAAGAGAAGGCCAAAUUUGAUGAAAUGGCAAAAGCUGACAAGGUACGAUAUGAUAGGGAAAUGAAGGAUUAUGGACCAGCUAAGGGUGGCAAGAAGAAGAAGGACCCAAAUGCACCCAAACGACCACCGUCUGGCUUCUUCCUCUUCUGUUCAGAAUUCCGUCCCAAGAUCAAAUCUACAAAUCCAGGCAUUUCUAUUGGGGAUGUAGCAAAGAAGCUUGGUGAAAUGUGGAACAACCUCAGUGAUGGUGAAAAGCAGCCUUACAAUAAUAAGGCAGCUAAACUGAAGGAGAAGUAUGAAAAGGAUGUUGCAGACUACAAGUCUAAAGGAAAGUUUGAUGGUGCAAAGGGCGCGGCAGCCAAAGCUGCUCGGAAAAAGGUAGAGGAAGAAGACGAGGAGGAGGAGGAGGAUGAAGAGGAGGAGGAUGAAGAAGACGAUGAUGAAUAAAACUGUACAAUACUUGUCUCCAUGUGAAUACCAUAGAGUAGGGGAAACACCAUAAAUGCAGCACCUCUCACUUGAGCUGGUGUCUGUUGCCCUCAUUAGGCUUAAUUACAAAAUUUGGAUUCUGAUCGCAUUGUAGUUUCUAAAAGUGCUCUAGAAAUUGUAACUGGUUUACAUGAAGUGGCCAUGGGUGUUGGUGAGCACCCUGAAACUGUAUCAAAGUUGUACAUAUUUCCAAACAUUUUUAAAAUGAAAAGGCGCUCUAGUGUUCUCCUCACUCUGUGCACUUUGCUGUUGGUGUAACAAAGCAUUUAAAAAUGUUUCAAGCAUUUUUUUAAUUUGUAAGGUGGUGUUACUAUAUGGUUAUUGGCUAGAAAAUCCUGGGUUAUAAACUGUACAUAUCUAUAGUUUGUAAAAACUAGACAAAUUCUUGUGGUACAUGCUUAGAGCUAUGAUGCCUUAGGGAGCAGUGAUUUUUACUUUGGAAGGCUGUCCCCUUCCACAGGGUGCCAUGGCCCGAAGCAUGCACUGUGAGGGUAGAUCUAUUUACACUACAGUGGGCGUCCAUUUAGCUUAAAGUUGUCUUUCUGUAUAUAGUGAAAUAGCAUUCUGCUGCCAUUCUUAGUUGUGGAAGGGGGUUCAGCUGGCAUGAGAAGUGUAUGGAUUUUUUUAGUUAAGUGCGGUAGUUUUUAAACUGAAACUGUAGACCUCUCUUCAUUGUCAACGAAGUGAAGAGCAAGUGCAGCAAUUGAAG